Messenger RNA from Candidula unifasciata, 1059 nucleotides. The record is from the annotation of a GenBank genome assembly. Lineage: Eukaryota; Metazoa; Mollusca; Gastropoda; Stylommatophora; Geomitridae.
AUGAAUAAACAAUCAGAUUGUCAAAUGAACAUGAUUUUAGAAGAAAUUGAGAAGAUAAAAAGUUUUCUUAACUCUGAAUUGCCAUCAAGAAUUGUGUCACACCCUGAAUGGGCAGCAAUCUUUGAGAAGAAAAGUUAUGUGAAGGCUGGGGAUGGGAUUUUUAAUCAAGCUGGACCUAACAGAUCUGAUUAUUCUACUGAUGAAUCUAGCCAUCUUGACAAAUAUGGUAGAAAUAAACAUUGGUGUUCAGUUAGUGAUGGAGACAUGCUGGCUUGUGUUGAAGAAUCCAGCACUGAGCAAGUGCAGACAAUCAUACUAAUGUUAUCACUGUAUGUGCUGAUGCUGUUAACAGGAUGCAGCCCUAUACUAUCAUCCUCUGAGCCAAAGGAAGCAACCCAGUUGACAGGGUGCAACUCCACAAUCAGGGAGAGAACUCUCUCAACCUCUCGUCCAAGAGAAGCAACCCCCUUUCUCUCAAGCGAUGACACAGCUGGAGAAACUAAAAGAGGUAAAACUAAGGGAAAACUUGCACAGCAGGAAAAGGAUCUUUCCAGGCAUUUGACAGAUGAGCAUUUGCAGUUUAUGUUUGGACACCAUAAAGAAGCAAAUUACCUGUGUGACUUGAACCACAGCAUACUGUCUUCAGGCGAGGAAGUCUGUUUAAAGUUGAAAGACAUUGCCCCAGGUUAUAACCUGCAACUAAAGGCUCUCAUAUCUGAAAGCAAAAAUCUCAAUUUCUUAAUACAAGCUAUUUCUGGCCCACAAGAUGACAAAUUACUUUGGCCAGCUACUUUUAGCAUAAGCCUAAUACUAGUGAAUAAGCGACCACUGGCUACAUCCAAGCCUAAUAAUUGGCAUAGCUUUACCAAAUCGAAAAGCUUGUUCAAGCCAAAUAAAAUGAUAGGCCAAAGCACUGCCAUACCCCUUUGUUACUUUAGAGAUGAUGUUCUGAAUAAUUUCAUUUAUGAUGAUACUCUGACUCUGAAAGUUUCAGUAAAUUAUGUUAGAAAAGAAGAAGACCCAGAUGACCCACAAGACUGGUUCUUACCUGGCGAGUGA